AGGAAGAGAUGGAGGCGGCGGCCGGGAACAGCCCGCCUCAGCCUCUCCCCUGCGAGGCUGUGACCCAAGAGGGAUUCCCGGCCACGGAGCAGCGAAACUCCCCAGUGGCGAAACCAAAAACCGUCAGCUUGGAGGAAAUUAUUGCAGCCAAACCAGGGAAAACACCAAUCCAGCUAUUACAUGAAUAUGGUACAAAGGCUAACCUCAAUCCUGUGUAUGAAUUUGAAAAAUCUGAGGGUCAAGUACACAUGCCAGUCUUCACCUAUAAAGUCACCAUAGGUGACAUAACUGCAACAGGAGAGGGUCCCAGCAAGAAAGUUGCAAAACAUAGAGCUGCAGAAGCUGCACUGAACAUUUUGAAAGGCAAUUCUAAUAUCUGUAUUUCUAUGCCAGACCACUUAAUUCCUGAACCUUUCAAUCAAGCUCAGAAUCAGGCCAACCCUAUAGGAUCAUUGCAGGAGCUGGCUAUUCAGAAGGGUUGGAGACUUCCAGAGUAUUCACUGGCACAGGAGACAGGGCCGCCUCAUAAGAGAGAGUUUACCAUGACAUGCAGAAUAGAAACAUUUGUGGAAACAGGGAUGGGAACUUCUAAAAGAUUAGCCAAGCGAAAUGCUGCUGAGAAAUUACUUGAUAAAUUCCACAAUUUUUCUGGAGAUUGUAUUUCUAUUUCUUUAGGAAAUGAACAGAGUCAUAAUUUGAGGUGUACAUGGGAUACCUUAAGGAACUCUAAUGGAGAAAAAAUUGCUUUGCUGAAGAGAAGUCCCCUCAGUAUUCCCAAUACAGAUUAUGUCCAGCUUCUUGGAGAAAUUGCAGAAGAGCAAGGUUUUAAUACAACAUAUUUGAAUAUAGAGGAACUGAGUGUCAAUGGACAAUUCCAGUGUCUUGCAGAACUUUCAACCAAUCCAAUCACAGUUUGCCAUGGAACUGGAAUCUCCUGGGGCAAUGCUCACAACGAUGCUGCUCACAAUGCACUACAGUAUUUAAAGAUCAUGGCUGGAAGGAAAUAAGCUUCAAGCAAAGGGACAGAUAUAACUUAAAAGGAUAUAUGUAUCCAAGCUGAGCAGUUUCCAAAGUAUUGGGGCUGUUUUUUAAAGUCACAUCACAAAACCCAUAGAUAUAAUUAUGCAUUAUAAUGAAAUAAUUUAAAUCCAUUAUUGCAAAGUUUUCAUUUCGGGUAUAUAGACUCAGGAAUCCCAGAUACCUACAUAACUACACACAUGGAGUGAGACACAGAAUUCAGCUUUCUAGAGUCUGGUGGGUUAGAAUCUUCAGGGCCAAAGUAGACAUUGCUCUAAACCAGGGUUGGGCAGGUUAGAGUGGGAUCUACCAGUAGAUAAUUUGCAGUACAUCAGCAAGGGCUUCUGACUCAAUGGUUUUACAAUAGCGACAACAAAGAACCCCUUUUCUUCCUAAAUUAGGCUGCUGAAAUCAAGAAAAGUUGGGGGAAAUCAGGAGUGGGUUUGUGUGUAAAUUAUUUGUGUGCAAGGUCCAAUUCCGGUACUGAAAACAAAUUGCAAGGCUCAGCUUGUGCUCAAAAGAAUUCUAUGUCUUCCUCAGCCACUAUUUUGCACCCAGCUCCAGUUGGUGGGCCUCAGGGUUCUAGUGAAAAAGUAGGACCCAUAAGCCUAAAGUCUACCUUCCCCUACUUUAAACGAACAGCUGUUCCCCCAAAAAGCAGUCAUCUAUUCAGUUCCUCCCUCCUCCUGAUCUUCUAGUAUGGCAACACUUACGUCAUGACAUCACAGUGAGAAAAGAGGAAUGUUAUGACAUCGUGAUAUGAAAUUAAUUCUAUUAGGUAUUACAGAGGGGUGGGGGAGGGACAGCAACCACAUAUUUAAAACGACGUCUACUUUGGUCCUCAGAAAAUAUCCCUCCAAACGGACUUCUGAUCACUACACACUCCUUUCCCUUGAGAGCAUCCAUAUAUGCUGGCUUCCUUUUAACAAUGCAUGUCUCCUUUUACGUCUUGCAUUUCAUGACAAAAUUACAAAAUCUAAGAAGAAGGGAGUUUUGGAAUCAGAUAAACUACUGUAAUGAAAUAUGUUUGACUGAAAAGGUUUAUCUUAUGAUUAUGCUGAUUACGAUAAAUUCUUUUUCCUCCAUGGUUGCUGAAUUGAGGACAGGAUUUUGCACAGAAUGAUAGUACUGUUGUAUUUACUGUAUUCAGCUUUAGUAUCACCAAGUAGCUUUGAGCCUACAUGGCAUGCAUACUCUAAAGCUUGCAGGCUCCAUCAUGAAAACCUCUGAAUAUGGGACCUUGAAACCAAAGUUGCUGGUAUCUGAAACUCCCCAAGGAAAUUGCUGUUUGGAAAAGCUUUAUGUGAUGGCCAUGGUGUAUUAUAAAUGUUCCGGUAUUUGGAUUUCUCUCUCAGUGUGUGAACUGUGGCCUUUUUAAACCUAUGGUUUGAAGAUUGAAUUUUUAUAGAAGUAAUGACUAUUAACAUCACUGCCCUUUUUUCAUAAGGUAGAUCUAUCAGUUUCAUUAGUCAUUCUUUAAUAAAUUGUUUUAAAGAAUAA
This is a messenger RNA of Elgaria multicarinata webbii, 2517 nucleotides long. It is a transcript of the gene PRKRA, whose product is annotated as protein activator of interferon induced protein kinase EIF2AK2. The record is from RefSeq and is a predicted model, not a curated record. Gene Ontology annotation, cellular component: RISC complex; cytoplasm; nucleus. Gene Ontology annotation, biological process: regulation of regulatory ncRNA processing; siRNA processing. Gene Ontology annotation, molecular function: siRNA binding; double-stranded RNA binding. Bases 9 to 1007 code for a protein of 332 amino acids. NCBI's taxonomy places the organism in Eukaryota, Metazoa, Chordata, Lepidosauria, Squamata, Anguidae. The transcript is spliced from 8 exons.